UUUCCUCCGGUAGGUUUGAAUCGGUUAGCCAAACGUGUUGCAACGAAGCUAGCAGUGGGGACGUUCGUGGAAUACUUUCUAACAAAGUGCAGUGGAAUUGCAUGUGUAUACUGUCAAAGUUGUUUAUUGGCAAUAUGUCACACAAACAAAUCUACUACUCAGACAAAUAUAACGACGAACACUAUGAAUACAGACAUGUUGUUUUGCCGCGGGAGAUGGUGAAACAAGUCCCCAAAUCCCACCUGAUGUCUGAGGAUGAGUGGAGGCGAAUGGGAGUGCAGCAGUCUCUUGGAUGGGUGCACUAUAUGAUCCAUGAACCUGAGCCUCACAUUCUCCUGUUUAGACGACCAUUACCGAAGAACUGAUCUGGAACGUUCCUUCCUGUCAACAUUCCGUGGUAUUCAUUGAAUACUCGCUCCCCUACAAGUUAUAUUGUCUGCUGUGCAUGAAGCUGUAUUUGUCUCAGCAACCAAGCUCAGUCGGAUUGUACGGAGGAUGUGAAUGUUCUGUCACUGUGGCAUUUAAUGAAUAUCAUACAUCACCAAUAUGUUGCUACUAGUACUACACUAAUACCAAAGUGCCUACGAUGAAUAUCAUACAUCACCAGUAUGUUGCUACUAGUACUACACUAAUACCAAAGUGCCUACGAUGAAUAUCCACCCUUUGAUCAGGUGUUUGAAUAAAGUAUUGAGUAACAUGUUGUUUUUCCUAUCGCUUUAAUAUAAUUGUUGUAUAACCUUCCCAAACGGCUGCAUGGGCUCACUUUUCUAUGACUAAUGAUAUGUACUGUGUUUUCUAUUUUCUAAUUGAAUGGAUUUAUAAGUAGGUGCACCAGAUGGUAUUGACUAGCUUUUUGUACAUAAAAGUCAACUCUGAUUGAAAGCUCAGUAAAGAUGGUGUUUGCUUGUAUACUUUACUUGUUCCCGGUUCUCUAAAGUACCUGUUUUCUAUCUACUGUCCACUGACAUGCAGGCAGCACGUGUGGCAUGACAAGUAGCCAGCCAGGCUACUUUUGGUGGCCAGUCAAACAUGUUUAUUUUUCAGCUCAUGUAUUUGUGAUCAUAACUGUUGAUAGAGCCGUACAGCCUCUAAUCUGCACCGCUACUGAACCACUGAGGAUAUCAUCAGUCUGUAAUACAAACUUAUCAUUUGUGAUUGUCUACACCACAUACACAAUGGUAUGAAAGAAGUUUUGUCACUCUUGAGCCUAAAUCAAUCUAUGGUUGUUUGGCUGUUGGCUUAUUUUUGAAUGUCAUUACUUUUGAUGAGAAUAAAUAUAUUUUUGAAAUUGG
Oncorhynchus nerka (sockeye salmon) is the source of this 1292-nucleotide messenger RNA. RefSeq names its product CKS domain-containing protein. Lineage: Eukaryota; Metazoa; Chordata; Actinopteri; Salmoniformes; Salmonidae. The transcript is spliced from 3 exons. Gene Ontology annotation, biological process: regulation of mitotic cell cycle. Gene Ontology annotation, cellular component: SCF ubiquitin ligase complex; cyclin-dependent protein kinase holoenzyme complex. The coding region runs from base 102 to 365 and encodes 87 amino acids. Gene Ontology annotation, molecular function: ubiquitin binding; cyclin-dependent protein serine/threonine kinase activator activity; protein kinase binding. The record is from RefSeq and is a predicted model, not a curated record.